AUGACUGACACAGCUGGAUUACCGCGCAGAAUCGUGAAGGAAACUCAAAGACUCAUGGCCGAACCCGUACCGGGCAUUAGCGCUAUUGCCGACGAGAGCAACGCAAGAUAUUUCCAUGUUGUUGUCGCUGGGCCAGAUGGAUCACCGUUCGAAGGCGGUGUUUUCAAAUUGGAGCUAUUCUUGCCAGAAGAAUACCCAAUGUCCGCUCCGAAAGUCCGAUUCCUCACCAAGAUUUUCCACCCGAAUGUAGACAAGCUUGGCCGCAUUUGUUUGGACAUUCUGAAAGAUAAAUGGAGCCCGGCGCUCCAAAUCAGAACCGUGUUGCUGUCGAUCCAGGCCCUGCUGAGUGCUCCGAAUCCAGACGAUCCUUUGCAAAAUGACGUGGCGGAAUUGUGGAAAGUGAACGAGGCCGAGGCUUUGCGCAAUGCUCGGGAAUGGACGCGUUUGUACGCCGGCGGUAACUAA
This is a messenger RNA of Notodromas monacha, 465 nucleotides long. Lineage: Eukaryota; Metazoa; Arthropoda; Ostracoda; Podocopida; Cyprididae. The record is from the annotation of a GenBank genome assembly.